Molecule: messenger RNA, 1608 nt
Organism: Aspergillus steynii IBT 23096
Lineage: Eukaryota; Fungi; Ascomycota; Eurotiomycetes; Eurotiales; Aspergillaceae
Product: cytochrome P450
Exons: 3
Coding region: 1-1608 (535 amino acids)
Molecular function (GO): monooxygenase activity; oxidoreductase activity, acting on paired donors, with incorporation or reduction of molecular oxygen; heme binding
Source: RefSeq, a predicted model, not a curated record
AUGAUUGACAAGCUGCUCGGUCAGAUGACCCCGGCGCAGGCAUACCUCAGUCUGCUUGGAGGUCUGUUUUUGCUGGCCUUGUUUCGCAAAUUUCAAGUCUCCAGGCAGGUCGCGCGUCUGGGAAGUAGGGCUGCGCAGAUCCGAUUUCGCCUGCCGUACGCCAUCGAUUUUAUUUAUCGAUCGAGUCAGUCCAACAAGGCCGGCCAAGACCUGGAAUUCUGGGAUCAUGCCAUCAGAACCGCCAAAGGAGCGUCGACGAUCGAUAUUCCCAAGACCGCUGAGCUCGACGCAGGCAUCUCGACCCGAGUGAUCCUCACCAAGGACCCCGAGAACAUCAAAGCAAUCCUCACGGGUCAGUUCUCCGACUAUGGAAAAGGCGAGCCGUUUCAUCGCGACUGGAAGGAGUUCCUGGGCGAUAGUAUCUUCGCCACGGACGGCGAGAUGUGGUCUCGCUCGCGACAUCUGAUUCGGCCCAUGUUUGUUCGGGAACGGAUCGUCGACACGGAGAUUUUCGAGAAGCAUGUUCAACAUCUCAUACCUCUAUUGGAAGGUCAGCGAUCGCCUGUGGCUGGCAAAGGGGUGGACGUUGGUCCUCUCUUCUUUCGCUAUACGCUCGACGCGGCAACCGACUAUCUCCUCGGGCAGGGCACCGACAGUCUCCAGAACCCCAAGACCACUUUUGCAGAGGCAUUCCGAUACGUGCAAAGUCGGCAGGCGGAGAUGUUCCGACUCGGAGUGUUCAAUGUGCUCCUAUCCCGCAAGGAGUUCCGACGUAACCUCAAACUGAUGGACGAUUUCAUCCAACCGUACAUCAAACACGUCCUCUCACUGUCCCCCUCCGAGCUGGACCAGAAACUCUCCAAAAGAGAGACGUUCCUGGAGGCUCUCGCCCGUUUCACAAGAGACCCGCGGGUACUACGGGACCAGCUCGUGGCCAUCCUGCUCGCCGGCCGCGACACAACCGCCACCACGCUCUCCUUCUGCGUCUUCGAGCUCUCGCGCAACCCACACGUCGUCGCCAAGCUCCGUGAUGAGAUCAACGCCCGCCUGGGGCUCGGCCCGGACGCCCAGAAACCCACCUACGCCGACCUCAAGGAGAUGAAGUUCCUCAACGCCGUCCUCAACGAGACCAUGCGCCUCUACCCCGUCGUCCCCUUCAACGUCCGCUACACCCUCCGUGACACCACCCUCCCCCGGGGCGGCGGUCCCGACGGCCUCUCCCCCGUCGGCGUCCGCGCCAACACCCGCGUCAUCUACUCCACGAUGAUCAUGCAGCGCAGCGCCGAGAACUACGACCCCCGGGGCGCCGCUACCUACUUCGAUCCUGAGAAAUGGCUUCCCGAGCGCUGGCUGUCCGGAUGGCAGCCCCGGCCGUGGCAUUUCAUUCCGUUCAACGGUGGGCCUAGGAUCUGUAUCGGGCAGCAGUUCGCGACCAUCGAGAUGGGGUACACCAUUGUCAGGAUCCUGCAGGCGUUUGAGCGCAUCCAGGCCAUGCCGGCGAGUGGGAAGGAUCGCGUCGAAGAUCCGGUUCUGCGGUUCGAAGUCACGCUUAGUCCCGGGUCGGAGAUGAAUUGUGUUUUUGUGAGGGAUGAGCAGAAGACCGGAUGA